CGGGCGGGCGACGGCCCCCACGGCGCGUGCGCGGGGCGGGGCGGCGCGUAAAGCCGCGUCUGGCGCCGCGCCGCGUUCCCGCCCUCCCGCCUCGCGAAAUGGCGGCGCCCGCCGGCUCCCCGCCGCCGCCUGAGGGCCGGUUCCGCACGCGCGACGUCCUGGUGCCCGGGGGCCCCUGCGACUUCGGCUCCUUGCUGCUGUCGGCGCCGGUGCUGGCGGGGCUGGAGGCGGCCGGGUUCCACAGGCCCUCGCCGGUCCAGCUGAAGGCCAUCCCGCUGGGGCGCUGCGGCCUGGACCUCGUCGUGCAGGCCAAGUCCGGCACUGGCAAGACCUGCGUGUUCUCCACCAUCGCCCUGGACGCCCUGCUGCUGGAGAACCCCGCCACGCAGAUUCUGAUCUUAGCACCGACAAGAGAGAUUGCUGUGCAGAUUCAUGCUGUCAUCACAGCCAUUGGAAUAAAAAUGGAGGGUUUAGAGUGCCAUGUAUUCAUUGGAGGGACUCCUCUGAACCAGGACAAAAUAAGACUAAAGAAAUGCCACAUAGCAGUUGGCUCUCCAGGUCGAAUAAAACAACUCAUAGAGUUGGAUUAUUUAAAUACAGCCAGUAUCCGGCUCUUUAUUCUUGAUGAAGCAGACAAGCUUCUAGAAGAAGGCAGCUUUCAGGAACAAAUCAAUUGGAUUUAUUCUUCGCUGCCAGCCAAUAAACAAAUGCUGGCUGUUUCAGCCACUUAUCCUGAAUCAUUAGCUAGUGCUUUGACCAGGUACAUGAGAGAGCCAACAUUUGUGAGGCUGAAUCCUACUGAUCCAAGUCUCAUUGGCCUGAAGCAGUAUUACAAAAUUGUGAAUUGCCAUCCACUUCCUCAUAAGACAUUUGAGGAAAAAGUCCAGCACUUACAGGAGUUGUUCAGCAAGAUUCCAUUUAAUCAAGCCUUAGUCUUUUCAAAUCUGCAUAGCAGGGCUCAACAUUUAGCUGAAAUACUGACAUCCAAAGGCUUUCCUGCUGAGUGCAUUUCGGGUGGCAUGAAGCAAAAUCAACGACUUGAUGCUAUGGCUAAAUUAAAGCAAUUCCACUGUAGAGUUCUUAUUUCCACAGACUUGACAUCUCGUGGAAUUGACGCUGAAAAAGUGAAUCUGGUCAUCAAUCUGGAUGUACCUGUGGACUGGGAAACAUACAUGCAUCGUAUUGGCAGAGCUGGACGCUUUGGAACUUUAGGCUUAUCUGUGACAUACUGCUGCCGUGGAGAGGAGGAAAACAUGAUGAUGAAAAUUGCACAGAAAUGUAAUCUUCAGCUUCUUCCCUUACCAGAGCCCAUACCUCCUGGAAUGAUGGAUCAGUUUGAAGAUUGGGAGGUAGAAGUCAAAGCUGCUGCACAUACAGAUGCUUCAGUGAAUUCUGAUACUGUGCUUCUUAGACCAGAAGAACCAAUAGAGCAGCCAGCCCGAAAUAACUUUGCAGAGAUACCUCGGCCUUGUUCCAGUCUUCCAGGUCAUAAAUCUGUAGACAGGCCAAAAAAGGCUCCAAAGCAAAAACUGAUAAAAAGAUGCACAGAUUCUGCAGACACAGAAGAAGGUCGCCCCAAAACUUUCAAUUGCAACACAAAACAGAGGAAUCAAGUAGGAACUGCUUCCCAAACGGACAAACAAAAUAUCACUAAGGCCUCAGAUGAGGAAGCCUUAAAAAAAAAUCUUCCCAGAAUUCCAUGCUUGUCAACUUUCAAAAACCAACAGAACAACAAUCCCUGGAACUUCUCAGAGUUUGUUGAAGACUAUGAGUAUUUUAUUAAAGAAGGGUUGGAGAGGGAUGUUGAAAUUUUAAGAAGUUAUUCAGGCCUGGGAGAACAAUGUGAGCUCCUCGGAAAUGCUGCUGUAGAGUGUAAAGAUGCAGAAGAUGCUACAGAGGCAGUAGUAGCAAAUGGUGUUGCAUCGGUGGAAAGUGAUAGUUCGUACAGUUCCAGGGCUUCCUCCAGUAGCAGGGAAAAUACCUCAUGCUUUGAAGCAUUUUCAGAUACACAGGAAAAGAAUGCUGUUCCUGCGGUAGGUCGAGGUCUUGCAAGCUUCUCUCCUACACCAGAGAAGCCUCGGGAGCUAUCACAAGUGCCAAAGCCAAAUCAAAUGAAAAAGAAAGUUUUGAAACAAAAUGCUAAACAAAAGAGAAGUCAUUACCACCAAUUCCCUAGUUCUUCUAUGAGAGAAACUGAACACUGCUCCUGCAGCCCUUGGGGUGAUAGUGUUCCUGGCUUUCCAUAUGAGUCCUGGAGUUACAAAAACUACUGGAAGUCUUACUAUCAAGCAUGGCAAAGCUACUAUGCUGCAGUGUCUCACAUGUACUACAGGAAGAGUUACAGACACUUUAACUGGAUGAAUGCUUAUCAUGUCAACUCUGUCUAUCUUCAAGAACUGCUGAGAAGUGAUGGUUGAUGUAAUGGCAUUGCUGUUAGAGGACUGGCUGGUACAAUGAAUGGACGUAUCUGUGAAAACAUAACUGGUCUACAAGUAACACUGAUGGACAUAGACAUUGGUUAAGAUUGGAAAAAAAAAUUUUGUCCUUUUUCAAAAACAAGUUAUUUCUAGGCAAAUGUUUUAUAUGCAUUCCAGUGAUGGUGUUACAACAAGUUGUCAAUAAAGGGAAAUGAAUGAUA
Molecule: messenger RNA, 2638 nt
Organism: Dromaius novaehollandiae (emu)
Lineage: Eukaryota; Metazoa; Chordata; Aves; Casuariiformes; Dromaiidae
Gene: DDX20
Product: DEAD-box helicase 20
Exons: 11
Coding region: 99-2417 (772 amino acids)
Biological process (GO): spliceosomal snRNP assembly
Cellular component (GO): SMN complex
Molecular function (GO): RNA helicase activity; RNA binding; ATP binding
Source: RefSeq, a predicted model, not a curated record